CACCGUUGACGGCUUGGGCGGGGCCGACUGGGGCGCGCACGCGCUAUGGGCCGCGCCUCAGGCGAUGCUGCUACGGAGCUUGGCCCUGGGAGGCCGGGCGGCGGUCGCUGCUGCGCGGGGCCCGGGGCCACCCUCCAGCUGGGACUGGUGCCAAAGGCUGCUUAGGGGCGGCAGCAUUCUUCACAGGAUUGGAGUACAUGAAGGCCCCAGAGAGUUCGGGAAGGACUGUACGGAGGUGGGCUCCCAAGCAGGUGCAGCAGACACUGGGCAGCCGAAGUCCUCCCUGCCUGGCGGGGGCCCCUCUGAGCCCCGGUACCCACCGCCGCCUGAGCUCCAGCCCCCCACAAACUGCUGCAUGAGCGGCUGCCCCAACUGUGUGUGGGUAGAGUACGCAGACGCGCUGCUGCAGCACUACCAGGACGGCGGGAAGCGGGCCCUGGCUGCCCUGGAGGAGCACGUGGCUGACGAGAACCUCAAGGCCUUCAUCCGGAUGGAAAUCCAGCUCCGCGUGAGGAGUGGAGGCUGAGCCCUUACCCGGACAGCCUCCUCCCAGGGACGCAGCACGGCCUCCUUUUUCCGCGGCCCCUUUGUGAGGGAACGGGAAGAAGUGUUUGUGGACUUUCCGUGGGAGUAAUUAAGUUCUCUGAGGUGGUUAGACAGGAGGCUUCCGUGUCGUCCUCUGUAGGGCUUGUGUCACCUCAUUGGGGAAGGCAGGCACACUGUCAUUGUCAGCCCACCGGGCACCUGUGAGGGUGAAGCUGGACCCAUUUCCUUGACUAUUCAUGUGACAGUUACCCCAGGGGCCCCUUCCAUGGCCCAGCAUCCCAGCAGUCCUGCCCAAAGGCCAGCUCUGGUUACUCUCAGUGGUGCAGCAGAGGGAGGACCAUCUGGCCCGGUGAAGUUGCCGUUGGCGAAACCCUUGGCAGACAGCCUGGGAAGCGCCCCAUUCAUCCAGCUGCAGGCAGUCCCUCCCCACCCACCGGCCCUUCCAACCCACUUAGCAGCUCCCAAGGCAGUUGGCCGGGGCCAAGGGACCGGGAGGCCUCAGGCGUUAGCCCUGGAACCAGCCUUCUAGCACCAGACUGGUCUGGUCCUUGACUGCUGACUGGGCCACUUAGACCAUUGGUUGGAGUAGGACUUUUUCUUAGGGCCCUCACUGCCCAACCCCAUCUCCUGCUCACCCUCAGCCAUGGAAAUUUUCCCACUUCAUCUGCCUCCACCACCCCGGCACCCAACAAUUCCAAGCUCUGAUACUGGUGGCCUGGACAGGUUUGGGGACGACAUCCCGGGAAUGGAAGGCCUGGGAACAGACAUCACGGUCAUCUGCCCGUGGGAAGCCUUCAAUCACCUGGAGCUGCACGAGCUGGCCCAGUAUGGGAUCAUCUAGCCCUGGAUCCUAACCUGGGCCCCUACCCUCCGCCGCCGCCCGCUGUGACCGACCCCUGCUUCCUGCAAAGAGGCCUGCCCCCCAGUGUCCAGAUGACCCUGUGUCUGGAGACCCUUGCAGGGCGGUGGCUUUAGGCCCCAGGAGCCCACCCCCUCCACACAGGACGCCCUCUCGGGGUGGCCAGGCCCUGCUUAGCUCCGCGGACCCUCUCCCCCCAUGGAAAGGGAAAGUGAGGACAGGGCCUCCCAGGAGUGUCUCCCACACCCUGGCCCCUGUCCUGCCUGUCUGGGGGUGAGGACAAGCUGCCCCCACUGACCCUGUCGGCUGAGGCCCUUGGGCCAGCUUGGCGGGAGGUGGGUGGCAGGAGUCCUGUGGGCAUCAAUGGGAGAGCGAGGCCCCUCCAGACGCAUCACACCAGCAGGAAGCUUGACCUUUCCAGCUCAGCCCGUGCUUGCUGUCCUUGUUUCAAAUAAAAUUAGUGUCCUACUUCCCCA
This is a messenger RNA of Camelus dromedarius (Arabian camel), 1881 nucleotides long. RefSeq names its product oxidoreductase like domain containing 1 (gene OXLD1). Lineage: Eukaryota; Metazoa; Chordata; Mammalia; Artiodactyla; Camelidae. The transcript is spliced from 4 exons. The record is from RefSeq and is a predicted model, not a curated record. Bases 65 to 526 code for a protein of 153 amino acids.